Messenger RNA from Cricetulus griseus (Chinese hamster), 1715 nucleotides. The record is from RefSeq and is a predicted model, not a curated record. Lineage: Eukaryota; Metazoa; Chordata; Mammalia; Rodentia; Cricetidae.
GUGGCGAUGGCAACGGGGCAGGUGUUGUUCCAGCGGUUUUUCUACUCCAAGUCUUUCGUCAAACACAGUUUCGAGAUUGUUGCCAUGGCCUGUAUUAAUCUUGCAUCAAAAAUUGAAGAAGCACCAAGAAGAAUAAGAGAUGUGAUUAAUGUAUUCCACCACCUUCGCCAGUUAAGAGGAAAAAGGACUCCAAGCCCUCUGAUCCUUGAUCAGAACUACAUUAACACCAAAAAUCAAGUUAUCAAGGCAGAAAGAAGGGUGCUAAAGGAGUUGGGAUUUUGUGUUCAUGUCAAGCAUCCCCAUAAGAUCAUUGUAAUGUAUUUACAAGUCUUAGAAUGUGAACGUAACCAAACCCUGGUUCAAACUGCCUGGAAUUACAUGAAUGACAGUCUUCGAACCAAUGUCUUCGUUCGCUUUCAACCAGAGACUAUAGCAUGUGCUUGUAUCUACCUUGCAGCUAGAGCACUUCAGAUUCCAUUGCCUACUCGGCCACAUUGGUUUCUUCUUUUUGGUACCACAGAAGAGGAGAUUCAGGAAAUUUGCAUAGAGACCCUUAGACUUUAUACCAGGAAAAAGCCUAACUAUGAAUUGCUGGAAAAAGAAGUAGAAAAAAGAAAAGUAGCCUUACAGGAAGCCAAGUUAAAAGCAAAGGGAUUGAAUCCCGAUGGAACUCCAGCUCUUUCAACCCUUGGUGGAUUUUCUCCAGCUUCUAAACCAUCCUCACCAAGAGAAGUAAAAGCUGAAGAAAAAUCGCCAAUCUCCAUUAAUGUGAAGACAGUCAAAAAAGAACCCGAGGAUAGACAACAGGCUUCGAAAAGCCCUUAUAAUGGUGUAAGAAAAGACAGCAAGAGAAGCAGGAACAGCAGAAGUGCUAGUAGAUCAAGGUCAAGAACCAGAUCGCGCUCUAGAUCACACACCCCAAGAAGACAUUACAAUAAUAGGCGAAGUCGAUCUGGAACAUACAGCUCAAGAUCAAGAAGCAGGUCCCGCAGUCACAGUGAAAGCCCUCGAAGACAUCAUAAUCAUGGUUCUCCUCACCUUAAGGCCAAACAUACCAGAGAAGAUUUAAAAAGCUCAAAUAGACAUGGUCAUAAAAGGAAAAAAUCUCGGUCUCGAUCUCAGAGCAAGUCUCGGGAUCACUCAGAUGUUGCCAAGAAACACAGGCAUGAAAGGGGACAUCACAGAGACAGGCGUGAAAGAUCUCGCUCCUUUGAGAGAUCCCAUAAAAGCAAGCACCAUGGUGGCAGUCGCUCAGGACAUGGCAGGCAUAGGCGUUGACUUUCUUCCUCUGACACUGCAUCAUUGGUUUGUGGUUGUGCAGUGUGAUGUAUGGACUCAAUCAAAACAUGAAGCAAACUGAUUAGGAAUUGAUUUAUUAAAAUUGUCUAGGUCUCUAGAAACACUGAGGACAUUUUCUUUGGAAAAGAACUAUGUUAAGGUUUUUUGCACAUUAAAAUGCCCUAGCAGUAUCUAAUUGAAAACCAUGGUCAGGUUCAAUUGUACUUUAUUAGAGUUGUGUAUUGUUUAUUGCUACAAGAACUGGAGCGUGAAUUCUGUAAAAAUGUAUCUUAUUUUUAUACAGAUAAAACUUGCAGACACUGUUCUAUUUAAGUGGUUAUUUGUUUAAAUGAUGGUGAAUACUUUCUUAACACUGGUUUGUCUGCAUGUGUAAAGAUUUUUACAAGGAAAUAAAAUGCAAAUCUUGUUUUUCUAAA